This is a messenger RNA of Aspergillus campestris IBT 28561, 1351 nucleotides long. RefSeq names its product mitochondrial 54S ribosomal protein uL24m. Gene Ontology annotation, biological process: translation. Gene Ontology annotation, cellular component: ribosome; mitochondrion. Gene Ontology annotation, molecular function: structural constituent of ribosome; RNA binding. NCBI's taxonomy places the organism in Eukaryota, Fungi, Ascomycota, Eurotiomycetes, Eurotiales, Aspergillaceae. The transcript is spliced from 2 exons. The record is from RefSeq and is a predicted model, not a curated record. Bases 162 to 1208 code for a protein of 348 amino acids.
GGAAAAUGUAGGAGAGUCAGUACAGCCUCUGAUUGGCCCACGGGGGCAAAACCCACACGUGACUCCGGCCGCAAUUUUCCCUCCCGAGCAUCCAUGACGGACCGGAAGGGACCAAAUCUUGCGACAUCGAGAAGCCAUUGUCGGCACGCGCGUGGUUCAAAAUGCAGAAAGUCAUUCGAAGGACGGCCCUGGCUCGGAAUCAAGCCCAACGGAAGGCGAUCCGAGCCUCCAAGAAUACCGAGCGUGAAGACCUCAAAGACUCCCUCAGACAGCGGUUUGCCUACAACCGGUUGGAGCUGGACAACGUCCGCGCCGAGAGAGAGCGACGCCGUGAGGACUGGAUGCGAGGCCCCCUCGCCCCUCAGCGUGAUGCCGGCUUCGAUGGGAAGCAAUUUGGGGCGCUCAGCCCCCAGGCGCUGAACCCGCCGGUUAUCCCUAAGCACCUCCGCCGGAAAUAUGUCAACAUCGCUGCUGGAGACCGGGUGUGUAUCAUCAAGGGUAGGGACCAGGGGAAGAUCAACGAGGUGGUCCGGGUUGAUGUUACCAAUGAGACUGUCAUGGUCAAGGAUGUCAAUAUGACCGACGUGCACUUCCCCAAAUGGCUCAACGAGCAACACGGAAACAACAAACCCUACAACACGAUGAACCUCCCGAUCUCCAUGGACAACGUCAAACUCGUCGUCGCCCUCGACGAUCCCGCCACGGGCCAGACACGCGAUGUCCUAGUCGAGCACGUCUACGGCGGAGAACCCUUCCUGGAGCGCGAACAGGGCACAGAAACCCCCCGACACACGCGGUACAUCGCAGGAGAGAACAUCGAGAUCCCUUGGCCCCGCAGCGAGGCGCCGAAAUUCAAGGACGAGGAGAGCGACACGCUCCGCAUGGAGGUCGAGACGCCGAGCUGGCUGCCGUCGCUGCACAGCGCCCCGUUCCCGCCCAGCGUCCUGGACGAGCUCCGCAACAAGUUCUCGAAGUACCGCACGAGGCACGACCCCGAGUUCGUGGAGGCAAAGAAGAUGGAGGACUACAGAAAGGAAUAUCUUCAAAGCAGGUCUUUGUUGACGCCCAAGGGUGAGCUCAUAGCCAUGCUCCAGGCGAAGAAACAGGCCCGCUUGGCUGCGAGACGGGAUGCCAAUGGGAAUCUGAUCAUGGAUGACCAGACGGCUGGGUUCGUUGAGAAAUUCUUGCAGGAGCGCAAGUCCGCGUAGGUUAGCACCCGGUUGCGGUGUUGGGGAAAUGGGUCUGCUGGGGAGAUGGGUUCGAGCCAACUUUUCAUUUGAAUUUGUUCCGCGAUGUUUGUUUUUUUUUCUGUAUACAAUUGUAUCCUUGUAGCAUAGAUCAUGACUGUAUU